UUCUCUCUUCUUUCCCUUGCCCGCGUGCCCUUCUCCAGGAUGGCAGAGGCGGAACUGCACAAGGAGAGGCUGCAAGCCAUCGCCGAAAAGAGAAAGAGACAGACUGAAAUAGAAGGCAAACGACAGCAGCUUGACGAGCAGAUACUUCUGCUGCAGCAUUCCAAGUCCAAAGUGCUUCGUGAAAAAUGGCUGCUGCAGGGUGUACCCGCUGGAACUGCCGAAGAGGAGGAAGCCAGGAGGCGGCAGUCUGAGGAGGAUGAGUUCCGAGUCAAGCAGCUGGAAGAUAACAUUCAGAGGUUGGAGCAGGAAAUCCAGGCGCUGGAAAGUGAAGAGUCCCAGAUAUCUGCCAAAGAGCAAAUCAUCCUAGAGAAACUCAAGGAGACAGAGAAAUCCUACAAGGAGCUGCAGAAGAGCUUCUCCAACACGGAUGGAGAUGCAGUAAAUUACAUUUCCUCCCAGCUCCCCAACCUGCCAAUCCUCUGUUCACGAACAGCAGAGUUGUCACCUGGGCAGGACGGGACCAGCAGAGCAGCUGCUGUGUACGCCAUGGAAAUUAAUGUGGAGACAGACAAACAAACAGGAGAGACCAAGAUUCUCUCUACAUCUACCAUUGGCCCAGAGGGGGUCCAUCAGAGAGGAGUCAAAGUCUAUGAUGAUGGUACCAGAGUAGUGUAUGAGGUGCACUCAGGAGGCACCAUAGUAGAAAAUGGAGUGCACGCAUUAAGUGCAAAGGAAGUUGAAGAGCUUAUUCAGAAGGCUGGACAAUCAAGCUUCAAAGGAGGGCACGUAUCAGAAAGGACUGGGAUGGCUGAUGCAGGCCUUGGCCAUCCGAAGGAACACAUGCUCUGCAAGGAAGCCAAGUUAGAAAUGGUCCAGAGGUCUCGGAAGGACAACACUUGUGGGAACCCAGGGCAGCAGGCCCAAGCCCCCAGAGCCGAAGGGCCAGAAGCCAACUUGGAUCAGCCCAUCACCAUGAUUUUUAUGGGCUACCAAAAUAUUGAGGAUGAAGAAGAGACGAAAAAGGUGCUAGGCUACGAUGAAACCAUCAAGGCGGAAUUGGUCCUCAUUGACGAAGACGAUGAGAAGUCGUUACGAGAGAAGACAGUGACGGACGUGUCCACUAUUGACGGGAAUGCAGCAGAGCUCGUGUCUGGCAGGCCGGCCUCAGAUACCACAGAGCCCUCGUCCCCAGAAGGCAAGGAAGAGAGCCUGGCCACAGAGCCAGCCCCAGGUACCCAAAAGAAAAAGCGCUGUCAAUGCUGUGUUGUCAUGUGACUUCUUUCUUCCCCUUUCUUCUGGGCAGACUCUGUACUCUCCACCACUCACGUAGACCUCACUGUACCACUAACUGCAAAUACUGUGAACUGGAAGUGAACACCUGCCUUGCCUUGCCAUUGGAUUGCUUUGACCUCUCUUACGUUUUCCUUUUUCUUUUUUCUCACCUGAGAGACCACGUGCAUGUGUGUGCUUCAUUUCUUUCCCAUCCACCCCCAAGAACUCGCUUUUCCUCUAAAUUUUUCAUUGUGUCUUCAAGAGUGAAUCAAUUCCUGACUGCUCAAUUGGAAUGGACUCUUCAGAUCAGCCAGUUCUCUAGUAGCCUUAAUUCACUGGACUGGAAUUGAACCUAUGGGUACUGGGGAUUUUCAUUUUGUAGCCUGUUCCUCAUGUAGUCACCCAGCACCGCCACGUCCCUGAUUUACACUUGCCUCCCUCACUGUGGAUCUUUGUUUUGUAUAUCGUGUGUGGCAAAACGCUGUUGGCUCUAGCUGGUUGCUAGUGUAGCCAAAAAUGGACUUGACUUAGUCUGUCCAAUCUAGGGCGAUGCUUUUUGCUGCCUUACAUAAGCUUCCAGAUUACAGUAUUGUGCACCUCUGGCUUUCCCUCUGUUACAGUUGAAAUGACAUGGGUGUGAAAGCAAGGAACUCAGUGCUUGUCACAGCAGAAGUGUAAGGACUGAUCCCAUAACCUGCUCAUCUGCAGCUGUCUCUCUUCCUCUGGUUUUACUGAACCCUUUCUAUAAGAAGCACCAUUUUAAAUUUUCUAAGGACAUGAAACAAAUCUUGUUUGAAGCAUCAGUAGUGAUCUCCAAACGUAGACAGGCCAAUCCAUGAGCCUUGUUUCUAUUCUCCACCCCCCCCAAAAAAAACAUAAAUUUUAUAUUGCUUUCUUUGUCAUGGAUUUUUCUGAUCAUGUUCAUCUAUUUUCAAUGAAGGGAUCAUUUUUGAGGAGUAUUUCUGCAAUGACCAUAUUUCUAGAACAGUCUUUCUAAGACCCACCGUGGUUGCCACGAUGCUGCCACAUCAUCCUGGAUGGUGCUGUACCAUGUUCACUCUUCCUCUCACGUGCCCAGGUGAUGACAGGGCCUUGCUUCUGUACUCUUUUCUUUCUGUCCUCAUGAGAAAGAGAAUGUUUCAGAUAACUUCAACAUAUAGGGUUAAGCCCUACCCCCUUUAAGAAAAGUUUAAUGUAUACAAAAAAGAAAAGUUAAAACUUGAAGACCUGUCUUCCCAAUGCCAAGUAGCCAUUCUGCAAAGGCUGUCCAAGUGACAGAUGACUGAACUUCUCAGAGCAUUGUUAUUUAAUCUUUCUGGAGACUCUGAAAUAUCCAAGAGCAUUUUUUGAAAUCUAAAACACAAUGAAGAGUUCUGAAAUCAGUUCUAGAAAUGCCCAGAGUCAGCCGCAUGUAGUCAACCUAAAGGGAAGGAGUUGAGUAAAAUAAUUAUUAUAACUGUGAUAAAAUAAAGCUGUCCCAUGUUAAGUGGCUUCCAUUAGAGAUGUCUUAACAUUAAUUUGUUUGCCCGGGUGUUCGUUGUAUUCUGGAAACCAUGCACAAAAUUUUCUGUGUUCUCAUAGAU
Messenger RNA from Ochotona curzoniae (black-lipped pika), 2855 nucleotides. Its product is annotated as paralemmin-2. Gene Ontology annotation, biological process: regulation of cell shape. Gene Ontology annotation, cellular component: membrane. The record is from RefSeq and is a predicted model, not a curated record. Lineage: Eukaryota; Metazoa; Chordata; Mammalia; Lagomorpha; Ochotonidae. Bases 40 to 1275 code for a protein of 411 amino acids. The transcript is spliced from 7 exons.